Molecule: messenger RNA, 1059 nt
Organism: Salvia miltiorrhiza (redroot sage)
Lineage: Eukaryota; Viridiplantae; Streptophyta; Magnoliopsida; Lamiales; Lamiaceae
Exons: 2
Coding region: 353-955 (200 amino acids)
Source: RefSeq, a predicted model, not a curated record
UUUUGGUAGCAGUUUCAAUAGUGAAGCAAGAGAGCGACUGCGUUAUUAUCGUACCCGAUAACCUAUCGUAUAUUUGUAUAUCUUAUGCGUAAACAAGUAUUUAUAUAUCUUGUUUUAUGUGUUUUAAUAGAUUCACCAAUGGAGAAGCUCCGCUCUCCUGCCAAGAAGCGGACCAAAGCUAUGCACCCACGAGUUUCUGUUAGUGAUAAAGGUAUUCACCAAAUAACGUUUAAAAUAUUGUCGCAUAAAAUUUGUUGAAUUAUCUGACUAAAAUCUUCUAGUAUCCAGGCACCUGUCGUUACUUUAUCUUAUGUUGUAUACGCUGUUCAUGUACCUAUGUGGUAAAUAAUGUAUGUAUUACAUAAAUAUUGAAUGCCAUAUUGGUUACACAAGGAAGUCUAAAACUAGCAUGGUUGCUACUUUUAGUGGGUCAUCUUCCGUGGGUGCGAAGAGGAAUUUGAAUAAGGAUAUGUUCCAGUUUGUUCCCAGAAAUCCAUCAAUUAAUCUUGUUGACUUGACAAAUUCAAACGAACGUAGUUGCUCCACUGAUGUGAUAAAACCACCUGUUAUGAAGGUGAACUCCCGAAGGAACAAUAAAGGUCCAAAAUUCAAUACAAGAACCACUCCAGCUGCUUUUCAUGAUUCACUACGCAAGUUAAACGAAGCUCAAAAGAAUGCUGUUAGAGAGAUUGGCUUCGGAAGGAUAUUGGACUUGAAAUUGAAGGAUCUGCCUCGUCAUUUAGCUUAUUGGAUACUAAAUAAGUUCAAUCCUCAGACUUGUGAGCUUGAAAUCGAUCCUAGAAGGCGUGUUAGAAUCACUACUAACGAUGUGUACCGAGUAUUCAGAUUUCCUAGCGGUAAACAAACUAUAAAGAUUUUUGGGAAACAAGCUAAUAGUGACCUAUUUGAGACUAGUGGUUCUCAUUUUUCGGAGUGGAUAACAGAGACAAAAUAAAGAUAAGGCUUUUGUUGCAUGAGAUGAUCAGUUGCAAGUGUGGGGGAACGUGGUUCAAACGAAAUUUCAUGAUUGCAAUGGCGUUCUCCCUUUUUGAGAGUUGU